CGAGUCGGUAUGUGGGGGCAAGAGAGGGUAGAGAAAUCGAGAAAGCAAAGGAAAAGCCAUUUCAGCCAGAGAAAAAAAAAAUGAAUAUAAUUUUUGUGUAGAAGAGAAGGUGACCCCCUCUUCCCCUUCCCUCCUGGUGCCAUCCAGUUCCCAUCCACCUAUCUUCCUCCUCCUGCUUGAACCCUUCUCAUGGUUUUUUGGGUUCUUUCCUUGCCAUUUCCAUCUUCUUUCUGGCUUGUCGCUUAUGUUGUUUUCUUGAUUUGUCCUUCAUCUUCAACCUUGGGGUUGUUUUAGUUUUUGAAAUUUGAUAAAUAGAUUAGUUUUGGGUUGGGUUGAUUUAAGCAAUUUACUGGUUUGGUUUUUUGGGUUAAUCUGUAAUCUUUUCAUCAACCCCUUUUCAUCAACCCUGUUUGUAUUGGUAUAAUAAUUAUCACUAUUCUUUCAAUCUUUGGAGUAAUAUAUCUGAUUUGGGAUAACCCUUUUGAGAGAAUUGGGUGAAUCUGAAGUGUUUAUUUUUGGUUUUGGGUCAUAAAAAUUUUUCGAUGAGGAGAGGGAGAGGUGCCGCCGCCGCAGCUGCAGCAGCAGCAACAGCGGUAGCAACGAAACCGGCACUAGAACCCAACGGAUCUAUAAAAGAACCGAGAUACAGAGGGGUCAGGAAAAGACCAUGGGGAAGAUUUGCGGCCGAGAUCAGGGACCCGUGGAAAAAGACCAGAGUUUGGUUAGGGACGUUCGACUCAGCGGAAGAAGCAGCUCGAGCCUACGAUGCGGCGGCGAGGUCACUCCGUGGAUCCAAAGCGAAAACAAAUUUUCCCAUAAAUUCCUCCAAUAUUCCGGCUUUUCCGUUCGAAACCCAUCAUCACAACAACGAAGGCUUCAUCGACCAGCAGCGGUUAUACCCGAUGGGCGAUUUUCAAGACCCAGAGGUGAACCCGCAAAGACCCACGAGGAGUAGCAUGAGUAGCACGGUGGAGUCGUUUAGUGGACCCAGACCAGCCCAACCACCGCAAAAAUCGACGGAUUUUGCCGUGGUUUCGACGAGGAAGUACCAUCCGAGGACGCCGCCGGUGGUGCCGGAGGAUUGUCACAGUGACUGUGAUUCGUCGUCGUCGGUUGUCGAUGAUGGGGAUAUCGCUUCGUCUUCGUGUCGGAAAACGUUGCCUUUUGAUCUCAAUUUUCCGCCGUUGGAUGAUGUCGAUGAUCUCCAGUGUACCGCCCUAUGUCUUUAAUCAUGACGAUGACGAUGGUGAUAAAUGAUGAUGAUCAUUAUUGAAUCUUUUUUUUUAAAUUUUUUUGCUUUUUUCUAAGCAGACGGAGAAGAAAAAAAAAGAAAAAAAAGGAAGAAGAAUAUGAGACAUGAUUAAGAUGAAAUGGUCUUAAUCCCUAUGAGUAUGAAAUAUGAUCCCUUUGAUUUUUAUCAUAUGAUUAUGAUGAUGAUGAUGGUGAUGAUGAUCUUUGUUCUUAGAAAUAUGAUGAUGAUGAUGAUGAUGAUUUAGGGUUUGUGAUGUUAUCUCAGAUCUGAGUUUUAUUUAACCUUUUGUUAAGGUUC
This is a messenger RNA of Theobroma cacao (cacao), 1549 nucleotides long. RefSeq names its product ethylene-responsive transcription factor 3. NCBI's taxonomy places the organism in Eukaryota, Viridiplantae, Streptophyta, Magnoliopsida, Malvales, Malvaceae. Gene Ontology annotation, biological process: regulation of DNA-templated transcription. The record is from RefSeq and is a predicted model, not a curated record. Gene Ontology annotation, molecular function: DNA binding; DNA-binding transcription factor activity.